GAAACAGAGGAGGAGGAUGGAGAAAGACGCUGCUGCUUGCUGCUCUUGUUCCUCUCAACAAAAUGGCGUCGGGUUUGAGCAGGCGGGGGCGGCGUGUGCCUGCGGGGAUGAACUGCGCUUUUCCAUGCCGGGGAAAUCACGUCGAGUUGCUCAGUCUAACGAGCGACUCGGGUUUUACUGAAAAAAAUAAGUUAUUUUACGAUGGGAUACUUUAUUCGGAGGGAAUCGUCGAAUGUUUGAGGUGACAGUAGCUGGGUUAACAUUAGGACAAAAUGGGCCUUCUCAGAAAGCCAACGAUAAUUGGAACCAAUAAGGAUAUUCGUUGGAGGAAGACAGAAGUUUCAGAUACCAUUUUUUUUAUUGCCAAUUAUUUUGAGUGAAUGGUGGUUUGGGAGUUGCUGCUAUUUGUAUUUUUAAAGGGCGUUGUGGAUUUCAUUAACUGCGCAACAAGAUGGCGCCUUCUCUUUCAAAGUACAAGGGAAAUAAAUAAAAAAAAACACAAGGACGCGUGACUGGGAUAGUACGCCCUGUAAUAGCUCAGCUGCCUAGUAACAGCGAAUGGAAGAGGCGACAGUAACUUAACGCCGCAUGGAGCCAACCAAUUAGAAGAGAGGCUAACAUGGGUGACGUGGAAGGUGCGCUGAGUCACUUGUCCUGGAGUCCUAUGGAGGGAAGGGCGCGUUCUCCUUUAGUGCUGCAGUGGUCAUUUUGUUGUGUUCCACUAGACGGCGCUCGUACAGCGAAAGAGAUGAUAACCAAUGGAAUACUCUCUCAGUUUAAGUGGGCGGAUGGUGCUAUGAUUGAUGUGCAAAUGAACCAACAGAAAUCUCGGAAACAAUAUGUAGGAGUGCCCAGUCCAGCCAAUCAACAUCCAGCAGUGUGUUUAUAUAAGACCGGCUUGAGGCUCCGAGGCGCCAUUUCGCUGAAGCGGAGAGCUGGAGUUGAGAGGGGGAAAGUCUUGAAGUGGUUUCUAGGAACGGAACCGCUACGCCCCCACGGGAGAGCCGGUACCUACACAAUCCGUUGCCAUCCGCAUGGAGACAGCAGUUAACCCGGUGUUUAAAAGGGUCUCUGUAAUUUGAGGGCUAUUUAAACAAGCUUUUGUUCCUGUUACUGCAACCUGGAUGGAGUCUUCUCAUUCAAAAAUUCUUUGUUCAUUGAUGAAUAAUUGCUAACAGUGUAUAUGUGACCACCUUUGGAUCUGAACCAUGGUAUAAUGGGACAGUCUGAGGGCACACCAGGGAAGCGUAUCCGCAAGCCUUCCCUUCUGUACGAGGACUUUGAAGGUCCCAAUAUGACAUCAAGUAUUUUCCACCAUGUGCCUCAAACCAAUCCACCACCUCCAGAGGUCAGCAACCCCAAGAAGCCUGGGCGUUCUACUAACCAGCUUCAGUACCUGCAUAAGGCUGUCGUGAAGUCUCUGUGGAAGCACCAGUUCUCUUGGCCUUUCCGCCAGCCUGUUGAUGCAGUAAAACUUGGUUUGCCGGACUAUCACAAGAUCAUCAAGCAACCAAUGGAUAUGGGAACAAUCAAAAAGAGACUGGAGAACAAUUAUUACUGGAGUGCACUAGAAUGUAUGCAGGACUUCAACACCAUGUUUACAAAUUGUUAUAUCUAUAACAAGCCAACUGAUGACAUUGUGCUGAUGGCUCAGAGCCUAGAGAAGAUGUUCCUGCAGAAAGUAGCCCAAAUGCCACAAGAGGAGCAAGAUAUCCCCAAUACAACAGCCAAAAGCAAACAAGGAAAGAACAGCAAGCCACAAACUGUCACAGGUGGGGUAACAACAGCACACCAAGUUCCAGCUAUAUCAUCUGUGUCUCAGCCUUCAGUCUAUAACAGUUCUCCAGAAGUGCCCACCACUAUUUUGAAUCUAGCACAACAAUCAAUGCUCUCCUCACCAAUUAUGAAAUCUAUGCCACCUUCCCAGACACUACUCCCUGUAGUACCGCCAAAUGCACAGCAGUUUGCAAAACAGAAAAAAGGUAUAAAACGAAAAGCUGACACUACAACUCCAACGACUGCAGCCAUUAUUGCCACUAGUGGAGAUUCAUCUCCUAUUGCCCUAUCUGAUACCAAACCAGCCAAAAUCCCUGCACGGCGAGAAAGUGGCCGUCCAAUCAAACCACCUCGUAAGGACCUUCCAGACUCUCAGCAGCAUCAGACUUCUAAAAAGGGGAAACUCUCUGAACAGCUAAAGUACUGUAAUGGUAUACUGAAGGAGAUGCUCUCAAAAAAACAUGGAGCAUAUGCAUGGCCUUUCUACAAACCUGUUGAUGCCUCUGGAUUGGGACUACAUGAUUACCAUGAGAUUAUUAAGUGCCCCAUGGAUUUGAGCACAAUAAAAAAAAAAAUGGACAACCGAGAUUAUCGUGACGCACAAGAGUUUGCAGCAGAUGUCAGAUUGAUGUUUUCAAACUGUUACAAGUACAAUCCCCCAGAUCACGAUGUGGUGGCCAUGGCAAGAAAGUUACAGGACAUUUUUGAGUUCUGUUAUGCCAAAAUGCCAGAUGAGCCUCUUAUGAUGAACCCUCCAUCGGUCUCAACACAGCUGCCACCAUCUGAUUCAAAGACUUCAUCUGAGUCCUCUAGUGAGAGCAGCAGUGAGAGCUCUGAUGACAGUGAGAGCUCCGAUGACUCUGAGGAGGAGAGAGCGAACAGACUGGCAGAGUUGCAGGAACAGCUUCGAGCUGUACACGAGCAACUAGCUGCUCUCUCUCAGGGUCCCAUCUCAAAGCCCAAGAAAAAGAGAGAGAAAAAGGAAAAGAAGAAGAAAAAGAAAUCUGAUAAAAAGAAAGCAAAAGAAGAUGAUGAGUGGAGGUCUGGCAAAUCCCGGUCAUCUCAGAACAAGAAAUCCUCUAAAAAAUCAGGAUCUGGAGGGGGUGCUACCAGCAGUUCCACCACUCCUGCAUCAUCUAAAAGUUCCAAGAAAUACUCUAGUAAAUCUUUGCCGCCACCGCCCCCUGUAAUGUAUGACUCUGAAGAAGAGGAGGAGAGCAAACCAAUGACUUAUGAUGAGAAGCGGCAACUGAGCCUGGAUAUUAACAAGCUUCCAGGAGAGAAGUUGGGGCGUGUAGUACACAUCAUCCAGUCUAGGGAGCCCUCCCUGAGAGAUUCUAAUCCUGAGGAAAUAGAGAUAGACUUUGAGACAUUGAAGCCUUCUACUUUGCGUGAACUGGAGAGAUAUGUGAUGUCCUGUUUAAGGAAGAAGCCUCGAAAACCAUACACUCCCCUUAACUCUGUGCUCUCUCCAGCACUUAAGAAGCCAGUUGGGAAAACAAAAGAGGAGAUUGCAAUGGAGAAGAAGAGAGAGCUUGAGAAGCGAUUGCAGGAUGUUAGUGGACAACUAAAUUCUGCUAAAAAGCCUCCUAAGAAAACACAUGAGAAGAUAGAGUCAGCACAACAAGUCUCUGUUUCCCGUCUCAGCGCCUCUAGUUCCAGCUCUGACUCUGACAGCAGCAGCAGCUCCACAUCUAGUUCUUCAGACACAAGUGACUCUGAUUCAGGUUGAGUGUAGUAGCUUAAAGGACAUUGAGCACCUUGAGUCGAAUGGACUGAGUGAGGGAGGCAGUGUUUAUUACACAUAAAAGGUUCUGAUUGGAUCUGCAGGAACAGACCCCCAACUGAACCAGACUUCUUAUAAGGAAGAAAUAAACGGAGGCCUUGAGGUGGGCAUCAACAGAUCCCUUCUAAUGAUAAAUGCAAGGGAGUUCAGCUGGGCAUUCCCAUCCUGGAGCACGAGGCACUAUCAUUUGCUUUGGGUCUGCCCUUAUGACUUGUGAAAUGAGUGUGCAGGAUUCCUAUAUGAGAGGCAUAAAUCUCAUGGUUCUGCAAGAGACCAUUGGGGAGGGUACAAAAUGGGUGAAGCAUCCGAAUUCUGUUUACAAGUUGUUAGUCGCACAGAUGUCUGGGUGGUGUCGUUUUAAUGCUGCUUGAGCUGUUCGCUGCGUGUUUUAAUGACUGGAUUUCAGAUGUAGUUGAAGGCUGAAUGCAGUGUUCAUGCUUCCUCUUAGUUUUCCAUUAUGCUCACCAAGCUAGUGUGCAGGUCAUCUUCACUACUCUGUCCUUGGAGGUUUAGGGAGUUUAAAGAAGAAAAAGUGGAUAUUGGGACUCCUUUAUAGCCUUAUGUUUUAGGCACCUUUUUAAGGCACUUUGAGGCUUUUUAUACUAGUUUAAGAAGUGUUCACCCUUUCAACACCAGAGAGAAGUAUCUUUACAUCCCAACCCUCCAGCUUUUUUCAGCAUGCAAGGGAAUCUGUCUCUGGGCACACAAUCCAGUGUUGUUGGGCAUCCUAACUACAGAGCUCAAAAUAGCUUUUUUUUUUUUUUUUAUGUUUUUGUAUUUAUUUUAAACCAGUAAAGAAGGAAAUUUUGUUUUCUCUUUGUUUUAUAAUGUAAAAUAAUUGCAGAGGGCACCCUGUUGAUACAGGGGCCAGUGUAGAUGUAAAUCUUUUAUAAACAGUGUAUAUAAAUAUUCAAAGUUGCACAAGCAGCAUGUUUCUCAACGUAAAGGGUACCUUUUUUUUUUUUUUACCUGGGAAGAGGAAAAUAUACAUUAUUCCCUACUGUUUGUCUGUAUCACUGCUCUUAUUUGGGCUAAUUUUUUUUUUCUUUUUUUUGUCUUUCUCUUAUUUUUCUGUUCAAACCCUUUAGUAUGGAAACAUGUAAAUAAAGAACUAUACUUCUGGUAAAGUCUAA
Bombina bombina (fire-bellied toad) is the source of this 4695-nucleotide messenger RNA. It is a transcript of the gene BRD2, whose product is annotated as bromodomain containing 2. Gene Ontology annotation, cellular component: chromatin; nucleus. Bases 1217 to 3508 code for a protein of 763 amino acids. Gene Ontology annotation, biological process: chromatin remodeling; regulation of DNA-templated transcription. The record is from RefSeq and is a predicted model, not a curated record. NCBI's taxonomy places the organism in Eukaryota, Metazoa, Chordata, Amphibia, Anura, Bombinatoridae. The transcript has 14 exons.